GAGAAAACUCGAGAAGAGUGGAUGAUAUUAUCAGAGCUCAACACUCCUUUUGACAACUCUGAACAAUCACCAGAGUCCACAUAUGACUGGCAUCUUGAUAGAGCCAAUUAUUCUCAACAACAAAUCCAAGAAAUGCCAACAUGGAUAAAAACAAACAAAGAGGAAUACACUAUUGAUGAGCAAUAUGAUGUUGUUGACAUCAACAGUUUUAGUGAAAUGCAAAAACUUGCUUAUGAUAUUGUUAAGUCUCAUUUUGAUGAUAUAUCAUCUGAAAAAGAGCCAUUAUGUCUCAUUAUAAAUGGUGUUGCAGGAACUGGUAAAAGUUACCUUAUUAAUGCUAUUAGAAAUCUUUUGCAAAGUAAAUGUGCUGUUGCUGCUACCACAGGUAAAGCAGCUUAUAACAUUAGAGGUGUAACUGUGCAUUCUCUAUUAAAGUUAUCUAUAGGAUCAAGCAAGAGGUAAAAAAGACCUAUAACAGGAAAAAGCUUAUGUAGGUUACAAGAGAGUGUUAAUAACAUUGGAUACAUCAUUAUUGAUGAAUACUCCAUGCUUGGCCAAGUUACUUUUGGUUGGAUAGACAAGCGUUGCAAACAAGCAACUGGUUAUAAUGACAAAGUUUUUAACUGGUGAUCCAGGUCAAUGGCCAUCAGUAGCAGAUAAACCUCUUUGCCAUGCUAGACCAUCAAACGCUGUUGGUGAACAAGGUCAUCAAGCAUAUCAUAUGUUUGACAAAGUUGUUAAACUCACUGUAAAUCAACGCGUGCAAGGUAUGACAUCUGAGCAAGUACAGUUCAGAGAUUUGUUAUUACGACUUCGCAAAGGCAACUCAACAGUUGAUGACUGGAAGUUACUUCUGACACGUCAACCAUCGAAUGUCACUAAUUUAUGUGACUUCGAAGAUUCUACUAGACUCUUUUAUAGUAAUGAACAAGUUGCUAAUUACAACCAUGAGCAGCUAACAAAACUUGAGCAUCCAGUUGCUCAUAUUAAUGCUCGCCAUUCAUCAGCAUUGGCAAAAAAAAUGUCCUCAGAUGAUAUGUCUGGGUUGGAACCUGUUGUGUUUCUAGCAAAAGGUGCUAGGGUCAUGUUAACCAUGAAUACAAAGACUUGUUUACAAAAUGGAAAAUACAGUAUGGACUAUCAUUACCUUGGAAAGAAAGAAUAUCAAAACUUCCAACAAACUGGUCAUAUCAUGUUAAAAGACAUAUUGUGUAUAUUCCUCAUUGUGUUCUUCUAGACGUUUUGACAA
Molecule: messenger RNA, 1249 nt
Organism: Paramuricea clavata
Lineage: Eukaryota; Metazoa; Cnidaria; Anthozoa; Malacalcyonacea; Plexauridae
Source: the annotation of a GenBank genome assembly